GGUCCUCAACAGUAAUCACUUGGGAGAGACAGAUCUUUCAAAACCUAGACGAGGAGAAAAAUAAAAUAAAAAAAUCUCAUCUCUUUCUUCAUCUUCUUCUUCCUCUUCUUCCUCUCUCGAUUCUAUCAUCUGCUUCUUUGUUGUACUCGCCCUUGUUCGUUCUCAAGAACUUCAAUCUGAUUUUUCAAUUUCUUGGUGGGGAGGGGCGUAGUUUACAACCAAAGUGAUUCCCUUGUUUUGAUCAAUCCGGUUCUUUCUUUCUUGUACCAAUUUUUUUUUUUUUUUUUAGGUUUUGUUUGUGUUUCCAUGGCUGCGGAUCUCGAUGAUUGUUCUGUAUCGGAACAAGAGAGUUCUUCCUCAUUGUCACCACCGCUUCCGCCGCCUCGGUCUCCCUCGAAUCAACCGGAGUUUUGGAUGAGAGUCGAGGAAGCCACCCGUGCAAUCAUAGAGCAAGUUCAUCCAACACAUGUCGCCGAGGAUCGAAGAAAAAAUGUCAUUUUGUUUGUUCAAAACCUACUCGGAAUGAAACUUGGCUGCGAGGUGCAUUCUUUUGGAUCAGUCCCGUUGAAAACAUAUCUUCCUGAUGGAGACAUUGAUCUCACAGCUUUUGGUGGACAUUUACUCGAGGAAGACCUGGCGGCUAAAGUUUUCUCUGUACUUGAGAGGGAAGAACGUACUGGGACUACCGAUUUUGUGGUUAAGGAUGUCCAGUUAAUUCGCGCUGAGGUUAAGCUUGUUAAAUGUUUGGUGCAAAACAUUGUGGUUGAUAUCUCUUUCAAUCAGAUUGGUGGGAUAUGUACGCUGUGCUUUCUCGAGAAGAUCGAUCACCUCAUUGCAAAGGACCAUCUUUUUAAGCGAAGUAUCAUACUCAUCAAAGCUUGGUGCUACUAUGAGAGCCGUAUUCUCGGGGCUUUCCAUGGAUUGAUAUCAACAUAUGCUUUGGAGACGUUGGUCUUAUAUAUCUUCCAUCUCUUCCACUCAUCAUUGAAUGGUCCACUAGCAGUUCUAUACAAAUUUUUGGACUACUUCAGCAAGUUCGACUGGGAUAACUAUUGCAUUAGCCUGAAUGGUCCCGUCUGCCUUUCCUCUUUACCAGAAAUUGUUGUUGAGACUCCGGAAAAUGGAGGGGAAGAUCUUCUGCUGACCAGUGAGUUCCUUAAGGAAUGUAUGGAGAUGUUCUCUGUACCUUCACGAGGAUUUGAGACAAACCCUCGUGUGUUUCCAUCAAAGUAUCUUAAUAUAGUCGAUCCGCUUAAAGAAAAUAACAAUCUUGGACGCAGCGUAAGCAAAGGUAACUUUUAUCGUAUACGAAGUGCAUUCACAUAUGGUGCUCGGAAGCUUGGGCAAAUCAUUUUGCAGUCAGAAGAAAACAUAAGUUCUGAGCUUCGUAAGUUCUUCUCGAACAUGCUUCAUAGGCAUGGGAGUGGCCAGAGGCCCGAUGUCCUUGAUGCUGUUCCAUUGGUAAGGUACAACAGGUACCGUGCUAUAUCGCCAGCUUCAACUGUCAACCAUUUCCAAGAAGGCCAAGUGGUUGAUGAAUCAGAGUCCUCCAGUUCAUCUGGUUCUGGUGGAAAUGGUAGACAUGACCAAGAAAACUCGUUGUAUGUAGGAGUAAGUACAACGAGUACAACUGAACAUGAUUUAAGCAGAUCACCUGGUGAAAAAGCCCCAUUAGUUUCAGAGGAACGAUUUGCAGGAGACGCAAAAGACUUGGCUACUUUAAGGAUCCAAAAGCUUGAGAUUUCUGUUGAUUCAGUGAAACCUCCGUGCCUUAGUGAUAAGGAAAGUGUCUCUCCUUUAAAUGGUAAGCACCAUUCUCUUCAUCAUAUGAGAAAUGGAGAGGUUUUAAAUGAUAACGGGGUGGGUAAACAGCAUGUUGGUCACGAAGACAUGCAUCUCCAUAGCUCGGGUCAUUGUGUUUCUGGCACUCGGAAUAGGCUGUCUGACCUCUCAGGCGAUUACGAAAGUCAGCUUACCAGUUUGCGAUUUGGGCGUUUUUGGUUUGAGUGUGUCCAAAAUGGUCUUUUCAUUCCAGUAUCACCUCCUGGGCUGUCUCAGGCGCCAAACAACAAUUCAUGGGAUGUAAUUCGGCAUGCUGUGCCAUACAGGCAGAAUGGGCCUCCUUCAGUAAACACCAAUGGAGUUGCUCCGAGACAGGUUUUCUUUCAUGUGAACCCUCAGAUGAUUCCAGCUACUGGUUUUGGUAUGGAGGAAUUAACUAAGCCAAGAGGAACUGGAACUUACUUCCCCAAUGCGCACCAUUACAGGGAUAGACCGUUCUCACCAAGAGCAAGAAUGUCACACCAAGUUAGGUCGCCUCGUAACAAUGGCCGAGGCAUGCUACAUGCGCACUCAGAAAUGAAUUUUCCUGACAGAAACACCCGUGAGAGACAGCUUCAUUAUCCCAACCAAACAAAUGGUUCAUGUGAUAUGAGUCAACCUGAUUCACUUGAAAGCAUUCCUGAUACCAAUGGCUCUGCGAAUCAUCCAUAUGAAAAGGCUCCGGAGUUUAGGCCUACGGAGCCUCUACCAGUGGAAGUAGUCAGCCCUCCUGAGGGCAGCAAGCAAAGAGAUAGCAUUGGAGGUCAUCAUAAUCGGCGUCCCAAAUCUAUACCCUCCCCUCCACAGGAAGAUCGUAAUGUACAUGUAGGGUAACGCCUACACAGUCAUACCAUUUGACGGAUGAUCAUGAGUUCCCUCCUUUGUAGCUCUGGUGUCUGAUUUACAGACACAUGCUCUCUCUCUCUCUCUAGACCAUUAUAGGAACAGGUAUAACUUUCUAACUUGGUUUGUGUCCUAAGUUAUUUGUUUUGUCCUCCCGCCAGAAAGAAAAGAAGAAUGGAGCUGUGGUUUUUCUUUUUUUCUUGUAUGUUAUCUCUAGUGCUAUAGAAUUAUUUAUAUGUAUCUUUAUCAAAAUCUCAAACUCGCUGUGGACAAAACCUUUGCAGAGCUUUUGUAUUUUCAACUUAGACAGGUUUGCUGAGUGUAUUUAUAGGAUGUUUUUCAUUCCAAAGUCGCUCUUA
This is a messenger RNA of Camelina sativa (false flax), 3023 nucleotides long. Lineage: Eukaryota; Viridiplantae; Streptophyta; Magnoliopsida; Brassicales; Brassicaceae. The record is from RefSeq and is a predicted model, not a curated record.